AUGGGCGCGGUAUUCGCGGAUGACGGCCAGCAUGUGGAUGUGUCUCUGAUGGAGACGCAGGUUGGGUCGAUAGACCGUAGGAUGAGCAUGCUGCUGGCAUACCAGUACAAUGGCGAAAUCUCCAAGCGCAGCGCUACAGCCACCGCGGGCGGUUAUCCCAACGGCGUUUUUAUCUGCCUCGACGGCUAUGUGCAGAUUGCAGGGGGGCGUAACUACUUCGACCGCGUUGUGGCUAUGAUGGGCGCCCCCGAUGUGCUGCUUGAAGAACGCUGGUACGCUCCUGAAGCGCAGUAUGACCCUGAACUUGAGGACGAAUUCGAUGCGUACUUCAUUUCCUGGUGUCUGGAACGAACAAAGCAGGAAAUCUGGCAACUGGCUCAGGAAUCGCGCGUGCUGAGCGCACCGAUAAACACAACAUCAGACCUUGUGGACGAUACACAGUUUCGGCAGAGGGGAGCUUUCGCAGAGUUCGACCAUCCUGUCGCGGGCACACUGUUAUAUCCUGGAAGACCGUUUGUAAUGAGCGAGUCGCCUUGGAGCAUUCGGCGACCCGCGCCGCUGCUAGGGCAGCACACGGAUGAGGUGCUGGGCGCGCUCGGAUAUUCUGACGCAGACAUUGCCGCGCUUCGAGCUCAGGGCGUCAUAUAG
Geodia barretti is the source of this 648-nucleotide messenger RNA. Lineage: Eukaryota; Metazoa; Porifera; Demospongiae; Tetractinellida; Geodiidae. The record is from the annotation of a GenBank genome assembly.